AUGGCAGCGUGGCUCAACUAUUUCCAGAUCGUCAACCCCACUCUUACUUUCGCCAACAUUCUACAUCUGCCGUCCUUCAUCAAGCAAUGUAUGAGAUGCAUUUUCAACGCAGCGGAUAUCGAUCGGCAGAGUGAUAGUAUGCACGCGACUGCUUGUGAGGAGAUCGUCAUGUAUCACGAAUCGAUCGACACGCUAGAAGGGCUCCACGGCGAAGAUUUCCGCCCGCUGCGACGUGACUUUCUUGACCAAGAAACCUUGAAGAAGCUGAAAAAGUUGAACGAUAUACUUGAGUCGAAGAACGGAGGGUCAAAAUCGCUGAAGGUCAAAGUUUUGCUCCUCCAGGAUCUACUCAACAAUUUCCAGUAUCUUCUCGGGGUCAAGCAGCUGCAGCUGCCCGAGGAGUACCUUGCCCACCCAAAGCUAGCCUCCGAAGAGCUUCGUUCUGGGGUGAGGUGGCAACAGUCCCCAAAUAGUGGAACUGCAGCGCACGGAGACAUCGAAUCUUUGCAGUCAAACAACAAUUUGAAGCCCUCAUCGCCAACGUUUUGGACUCGCCUAUGGUUCUGUCUUGCGAAGGAUACAAUCUCCGAAGCACUUUUGCUCAUCAACAAGCGUACUAUGGACCUGAGUGAAGAUUCAAAGGGGAUUGAGGAGGUAUUGGGAAAGAAGCCGACACCACCACCGACAAAUCCGCAAGGCGCAACCUCGCCUUCUAUAGGGGAUAGUAGCACAAGCACCCCGGGCUUGGACGGCGGGUUUGAGAUGCGGAAUUUUGGAUAA
Molecule: messenger RNA, 780 nt
Organism: Aspergillus aculeatinus CBS 121060
Lineage: Eukaryota; Fungi; Ascomycota; Eurotiomycetes; Eurotiales; Aspergillaceae
Exons: 2
Coding region: 1-780 (259 amino acids)
Source: RefSeq, a predicted model, not a curated record